This is a messenger RNA of Psylliodes chrysocephalus, 773 nucleotides long. The record is from the annotation of a GenBank genome assembly. NCBI's taxonomy places the organism in Eukaryota, Metazoa, Arthropoda, Insecta, Coleoptera, Chrysomelidae.
AAAAUAAUUAACUGAAGAAGGUUAUCUAUCCAACCUAUUUAUGUGGGAUUGAUUUUGAUACAUUCCUUACCAUCCAAGAAAAUAAUUAAAUAUAUAUUUUUUUUUAGAAAGUACCAAGUAUGGCGACCAAAGUGUAUUACUUUUCAAUGAAAUUGCCGAAGACAAAACAAGAAUAGAUUGGAAUAAUUUUCUAGACUUUCUCAUUGAUAAUAUGAAUCCAAAAGUUGAUCUUCCAGUGCAAUUAACUGUUGGUUCUAUCGAAUCUGCAUCACACAUGAGUAGGGAGACCAUUACGAAAAUAGUUGUAAUAGAAACAGAAAAAUACUUCUGCUAUGCAGCCGUCUCCCAAUACGGCAGAAUAGGCAUAUACGAUGGCAAUCUAAAUUUUAUGACUUCCUACCACGUCAUAAUGACCCACAAGGAUUUGGAAAGAACCGACGAUGAAAGAAGACGAAGAAAUAGAUGGAUCACAGACGCUAUAUUUUGUGUCGAUAUCCAAAUGUUGAUCGUAUCGAAUUCGACGAGAAGCAUUGCCAUUUACGAUGCUUCCGGGCUGAAGCAUGAACCUUUGUGGUUGAUAAUAGGGUCUCCAGAAAUUAUUGAAUGUCUAGCUUACAAGAAAAUCUCUCAAAAUAAGGUUAGACAAGGCUCACAGUGUAUUUUAUUUGGAGGAACAAAUGCAGGGGAUGUAAUUCUAUUUAAGUUUUUACAGCCAGAAACUUCAUUAUUGAGACGUAAGCAUACGGAAAAAAUAAAUAUAAUUUACUGGCAUG